Caenorhabditis elegans is the source of this 2801-nucleotide messenger RNA. It is a transcript of the gene noca-2, whose product is annotated as EF-hand domain-containing protein. The record is from RefSeq and is marked reviewed. The coding region runs from base 32 to 2416 and encodes 794 amino acids. The transcript has 19 exons. Lineage: Eukaryota; Metazoa; Nematoda; Chromadorea; Rhabditida; Rhabditidae.
GAUUUAAAUCGAAAUGAUUUGAAUGCAGUCAAUGGCUCAACAGGAUGAAGGUUUGAGCGACGAAAACGUACACGUAAAAGAAUUAAAACGAUUAUUCAAUUCAUGCAAUUCGGAUCGUAAUGGAUUACUGGACAAAGAUGGUUUGCUGAUUCUCUGCGAAAAACUUAACUUGUCAAUUUUUGCAAAUAGUAUCAUCGACAGAGUUUUGUGCAACGACCAUGCUAUUAAUUUUAACCAAUUUAAAGAUCGCUUCUUAUUAUUUCUUCCGGAAAUCAUCGACUUGGCAUCCGGAAACCAAGAUGAAUUGUUGAUUGCCGCUUACAAAUCCAGUUCAUCGCUAGGCAUUAAAGAUACGCAACGAUUGACACGUUAUGACGUUCAUACGAUCUGCGAGUCAACUUCAGAAUUGGAUCUUCUAUCCCUUGGUGAUGUUAAUGGGAUAUUUGAUAAAUGUGCAAUUUCUGGCAAAGUAUCGUUAAAUGAGUUUGUAAUGCAGUACAGGUCACGACAGAAAAUGACUGAAGAAAUUCAUUUCAUUGCGGACUCGUAUCGAAUAUCAAGCAUCAACUUAUUUGAAACUCUCGAUGUUAACAAUUCCGGUGAAGCGGACCAUUCAGCAGUCAUUGAAUAUUUAACGACUUCCGGAUUGAAGCUUGAAGAGGCCAUCUCAUUGUUAAAGGAUUUUGGGCAGCCAACGUCUCAAAUGAUUAGUCUGGUGGGACUCGGCAACUACUUAGAAUCUACACUGUCCCAUUUGCUUAAUAACUCGCAAGUUUCUGCAAGAGCUGCGUUUUUCUGCAUGAAAUCUCUUCUCGAAAAUUAUAGAUGUACGGUUAGAGAAUUUGAAAUGAGAUGUGAGCACAUGCAGAAACAAAUUCAUAUCGCUAACCAACGCCGAAAUAUGCUUAUCGAGGAGCUUGAUCAAAAUCAGCAAAGCAUUGAAGCGAGCUAUAACAACCGCUUAAAAGAAAUGGAAGAACGAUGUCGGGGGAGGAUUGCGGCAAUGGAGGAAAAGUUUCGAAUGGAGAGGCAUGAGAUGCAGAAAGAAAUUGAAAACAUUGAAAAAGAUCUGUCGCUGGUUCGACAAAACGAAACUUCAUUGAAAAACAAGCUGCAGUUGGUGGAAAGGCAUAACAAGCGAAUAACAACUGAACUAGAAGAUCAGACUGACGCUGUCAAUGCUUUAGAGCAAGAAAAUAGAGAACUACGGGCUGACUUGAGGAAAAAGCAACAGUUUCGGGUAUCGGAAGAUAAUGCCAAAAUAAUCGCCUGGAAGCAGAAAGUUGAAUUAAUGGUGGCACAUAAUAAGAGAUUACGAGAAAAGUUGCGUGAUAUAUCUAAAAAUUCCAAAUGCGAUCUCUCUCCUGAAGCAUACAUCCAAUGGACGCCCCCUUUCCGUAGUCAGCUUCUUCUUAUUCGAAAGCGCCGAAUACAAAAAGGUGAUACUUUAUCGGAAAUGGAUAGUGAGCCAGAAUCAAUAUUCUACCGACGAAGGCGGAAGCGGUUACGUAAAAAACGGGAUCGAAUGCGAAGAUAUGAGAAUAUUCAUAACAUACAAUCGGGUUCAAGUCGAAUAAACGAAGACGGUAAUCUCACAGUGUUCAGUGAAAAUAGCAGGAAAUCAUUAUUAUCACCAAGAAGUCGAGGAAUGCUAACAUCUUUAAAUGAUAAUGAUCAAAACUUAUCAAGCGAUCGAUUGCUCAUCAAUCGAGCCAAGAAUACGGACAGAGCAAAAAAGUCCACAACCGCAUUUGACGAAUUGCCACAUGUGAAUGACUACGAAAUUGAAAUAAAGAUGCUCCAUUCAUCGAUAGCUGCUCAAAAACAAAUGUAUGAAGGCCAAAUUCUGAAUUUGACACGGAAAUUGUCUCAGAUUCAGAACGCCGAAGAAUCAUCUUCUCGGUUGUACUCUUUGUUCGAGAGGUAUAAGAUCAACGACACGGAAUCGAAAUCUCCGAGAUCGCAUGGCCUAGAGAAGAACGGCUCUGUCAAUCGAGUAGCGACAAGCUUUUGUGCAAGAUGCGUAAAAGUUGAACCGAAAAUUAAUGAGUUGAAUAUCAUUGUUGGAGGUUCAGUUAAGAAUAUGACUGUUGAAGAUCCUGUUCCGACAAUCAUGAACCACGAUCACCUCCAUACAGAAGUAGGUCGGCUGAAAGCUCGGUUAACAUCUGUCAGAUGUAAAGUUGCUGAGAUAACAGCAGUAAUGGCCCUUCCGUUAACAUCAUCUCGCCAUCACUUGAUGCCAUCCACCGAUUUCCAGUCAUCAAAGUCGCAACCAUUUGCAAUGCGAAACCAACGUUCAUUUGCCGAUCUUCGCGAACGAACACCAUUAUCCGAAAAGUCUGAAUCAUCCCGUGAUUGUGUCAUCGACCCAUCCCAGUUUACCCCAUCCAGCAUUUUCACCAAAAAACUCUGACCCCGUGGCUGGUGACUUUGUGGCCCUUUAUCAAACCAUGUCGUUUUUUAUUGCUUUCAAUUGUUUCCAUUUCAUUCACAGUCUCUUUCACUUAAUAUCAAAAACCUAUUGCAUUUAGAGUUUACGCUUUUCAAGAUGUCCAUUUUUCAGCUAUUAGUACUAUUGAUGCGGUUUUAUGAAGGGUAGUAAUGAGCUUUGUUGUAAAAAAACGCAACGUUUUUUUUUAAAUUCUUUGUUUAUUAUUUUUCAAAUUCCUAAUUCCCAGUUCAUGUCUUGUUUUUCUCGAAGCAAGAACGACAAAAAUCCGUGUUCCUGUAAAUGUGUGUCCAGCAAUCUAGUCGAAUGUCUUUCAUGUUUUUUUAUUUUAAAUAAUACAUUUUUUCCG